CCACCAUCCAGACCAGGACCCCCGUAUUACCCACCCAGGUUUCCUUCGGAUCAUCCCAACAGGAAACGGAAUCAGCAGCAGCGAAGAAGGACAACCACGCCUGCUCCUACUCCACUGCCUCCUCCACCGACUCAACCACCUCCUCCAAAGGUGUGGACCACGAGACCACCCGUCAUUGUACCUGUUUGGCAACCACAGCAUCAACCACUGCCAGUGACGCCGCACCAAAAUGCUUACAGACCAUUCAGCUACCAGCACACCAAUGCUUGGGCACCUGUCAAACCCACUGAGGCUUCCUACCCUUACAACCAACACCACCAGCAGCAGCUGCAGAACCCAACGGGGUGGCAGCAGCAGCAUCCAUCUUACCCAAACAAUAGAAACUUCGGAGGAGCUGCCGGAGGCUUUGUCAAACCACUAGAUUUCGGCAAAUUCAUUCAGAAGAUGGGCGUAAGCAUGACUUCUCCAGAAUUCAGACCACCAUCAUCAAACCAUAACCCACAUCAUCCGGAAUAUCACGUACCUCACGUCUUGGUGAGCAACACUACUGCUAGCAGGACAGAUCCUGUCAUCAUCAUCAGCAGACGCAGACGCCGUAGUGCACCAACCUCAACCCAAGCCUCGCAAAACGAACCCCCGCCUGAGGACUUACCUUGGCUGACCUGUUUCCUGUGCGAAACGGAAGACGGGGAUUUCGCGGAAGACUGCGAAUAUGGCCGUGACGAGGAUGACGACGACUUCGGCACCGACGCCUCCUUCAUCACACCGUCCAGAGCCAACAGGACGACCGGAAGUGGCACUCAUCGGAAGCCGGAACAUGAAUACUACGACCCCCGGGAAUUCAACGACGACGACGUCAAGUUCGACGAUGCCGAUUUCGCGUUUGACGACGCUUAUGAGGCGAUAGCAAAAUCUACCCGACCUGAGGAACCUAAAUCAGAAGAGGAAGAAGAACCGGAAGUGACGACGGAAGCAGCGCAGCAGAACACGGAACAACCGGAAACGAAAGAAGAGCCAGCGAACUCGGAAUCCCGUUACCAGACCGUCGUCGAGCCCCCCACUCAAAUCUUCGGUGUUGUUUCCGCGAGAAACCCUAAACCCGACGGAAACUUCCGGAAAAACUCUAGCGAAGAAGAAACUUUUUCCGGGGGUUCGGAAUCGAGAAGUUCCGACUUCGAAGCCGGAACAAAGCUGUCGCCGAUACCAACCGUGUUUACGGAACAGGAACCCGGGAUUGAUCCCAAAGAAACCCCGGGGAAACAAGGACGAGUGAGGAUCAUGAAGCGAAAAUUGACUCCAAAGAACCUUCCAAAGACUGCUUCAACACUGCUGGAAACUCAGCGAGAAAUCAAAUUACCAUCAGACGAUUCGCUUUGCUGGCAGCAAAUUGAAAUGCAGCUGAACUCGGGUCAUAUCCGGCGAAAAAGAACUCUCUGUUCCGACAAUAAACAAGUCCCCAAGGGAUCAGUCCCGCAAAAACUGCAGAAAAUGAGGGUUUCGGAACCUCCACUGAAACAGUUCUCGAGAUCAAGGAGAAAUAGCGGAGACGAAAACCUUCACGUGAAAAUAAAAUUCAGGAAGAACGACCCUCAAAGGGGGCUCCACGUGAAGACCUACGAAUACAAGAAAGGAAAAUCCGUCGUUCACUCCUCUUCUGAAUUUCCCAGGUCGAAUAGGAGGCAUCAGGUCAAGAAGGACGACGAUGACUCCGAUUCACGACGAGAAGAACCCAGCAGCAUCAGAAGGAAUCCUCACAGAGGUCCUUUGACGUCUUUUAUUCCCGCCGGCUACAUAAAACGAAGUGACGCGUCGCCUACUCCUCUCCAUCAUGGGAAUGCAUCAACCCGGGAAAGAGUUCCAGAAAUUCCAGCAGAAGAACCUUCAAAGGAGGGUCCUGAAGAGGAUGAUCUUCUGCUUAAGGUUUACAAAGAGCGCUAUAAAUGA
Notodromas monacha is the source of this 1944-nucleotide messenger RNA. The record is from the annotation of a GenBank genome assembly. NCBI's taxonomy places the organism in Eukaryota, Metazoa, Arthropoda, Ostracoda, Podocopida, Cyprididae.